UGGACUCCUGCUUUGCAGCAGGAAUUUGAGCGCAGGAUUCUUCGGCUCACCGUCUCUGCUGGGCUCCCGUUUUCUUGGGCAGACAAUCCAGAGUGGCAGGCGUUCUGUCAUAAAUUUAUUCCAGCUGCAAAACUUCCCUCUCAGCGAACUCUUUCUCGGCGCCUUUUACCAGAGGCUGUGGCUGAGGGUCGUGCAUCAAUACGGGCAGCUGCUCAAGGGCACGAAGCCACUUUACAGGCGGACGGUUGGACCGGCUUGAAUAGCCACCAUCUCAUCGCUUUCAUGAUAACAGUAAAUAAUCAGGUACAUACAGUGCAGGUGGACGAUGUUUCCGCCGAACGGAAAACAGCGGACAACCUUCUGGAUCGCCUGCAGGCAGUUAUUGACAAAGUAAAUACUGAGUGGAAGGCUCCGAUAAUCGCUGUAGUUACAGAUGCAUCGGGAGAAUCACGAAAAGCACGUAGAUUACUUGGAGAACGGCAUCCCGAGCUUAUGGUGCUUGAUUGUUAUGCGCACCAG
Coniophora puteana RWD-64-598 SS2 is the source of this 519-nucleotide messenger RNA. RefSeq lists its product as uncharacterized. The record is from RefSeq and is a predicted model, not a curated record. The transcript has 2 exons. Lineage: Eukaryota; Fungi; Basidiomycota; Agaricomycetes; Boletales; Coniophoraceae. The annotation marks the transcript as partial.